AUACCUACCUACCGCGCUGACACAACAGAGAACGAACAGAGGAAGAAGACGAAGAAGAAGAAGAAGAAGAAGAAGAAGAAGAAGAAGAAUCAUAGCGCUCGCGCAUCGCCCGCCGGCAGCUGCAUAUUCGCCCGCACCCACCUUCGAUUUCUGCCGGCCCGGCGGUGGUUCCUCGGAUCAGAUCAGAUCGGAUCGGAUCGGAUCAGAUAUUGCAGGUAUCACAAGAGCAGAGUCUGAUCAACAAGUCCCGGCAUUUGUCCUACCAGUAUAUAUAGAAGCUAGUAAACAAUGUAUCCAACAAAUCACUACAUGGAUCCAUACUCCUCAUACUACAGGCAUCAUGCUCCCUAUCCAUAUUACCCCCCUCCUGGCUGGGAGGCUGGGCACCAGCAGAUGCCUGAACCGGACUGCUCGCCAUGUCGGCCACCGUAUCGCCCUUGGCCGUACAGUGCUAGCAUGAAUCACUCAGGCCUUCCAGAGUCCCACUCCCAUAGCUGCUGCAGCCACACAUACCCUCCUGGUUACUACAGUUUCAGACCCCCAUUUCCCCAAGAGAUUCCACCACCUCCUCCAUACUACCAUGGUCCAUUUCCACCGCAUCAUCCGAACCCCUACUCGCCAUCAUACUUUGGCCCACUCCCACCACCUUACCCUGUUGAUCAAACACCUUAUAGUGGUUAUGACAAGUUCAAGAGCCAUUGCUGUGGGUGUCCGAACCAUGUUUGCCAUGGUGAUGGAGGGCAGAAGAGCAACGUGAAAAUCGAAGAACACAUGCCUGAGAGUAACCACAAGGGUGCAGACAAUAAUUCCAGCAUAAUUCGAAACCCAAACUACCAGUACCCAGUGAUGUGGUUACCGUCCGGUGACAUGAAAGACAACAAGGGUAGUGGAAGAAGCUUUGAGUUUCCACCUCAGUUCUUCAGCAAGUGGUUUCCUCAGAGUGGAGAGAGGACAGAGGAUGUGAAGCCAGCCGAUGACAGUCAGAAGGCGAAACAACUUCAGUGGCCAUUAGUUUGGAUGCCACCAGGAUAUGGCGAGACCAAACCAGAAGCUAAAAAAGAGCCGAAGGAGAUCGAGCAGAGUCCAAAGAACACGCAAGAAGAUCCGCCUUCGCCGAAGAUCAAGAUUAUUCCCCUGUCAUGGUUUGGAAAUGAUAGUCAUGAUCAAAAGCCUGCCGCUAGGGAGGGCUCUGGAGAACAAAAUGGAAGAUCAUCAGCGACGAGUCAGACUGCAGGCACGGAGCGUCGGCAUGACACGACAGUGGAUGGAAAUUGCAAAACCGUCCCAGUUGUGCCCGAGAAACCAAACAGUGGAAAUGAACCUGCUAUUUCAGUUGUGCAGGAGAAACCAAACAGUGCGAAUGAACCUGCUACUAUUUCAGUUGUGCCGGAGAAACAUGGUGUUGAGAAGAAGGUUCAUACCUGCAGGACCAUCCCGGUUAUGGCUCAGAAAGAGAGUGAUGAGAAGAAGUCCUACAUGGGUGGAAACAAAGAGGAAAAGAAGGCCAUCAUUGUUCAGAAGGAGGGAGAAAAUAAGAAAAGCAACAAUGUUGAAUCAACAAAGGCUAAGCCUUCAAAAUUACCCCCCGUAUGCUUGCGAGUGGAUCCUCUGCCAAAGAAGAAAUCAGGAAACACAUCUUCAAGGUCAUCCAACCAAGCAACCCAGAAGGUUUGUGAAAAAGUGAAGGAUGUGAAAGAGGCCCAUGGCAAGAACCAGGAGACAAAGCUAUCAGAACAUCAGAAAGAGGGUAAGAUGCCGAUUAAAGAGAAAUCGUCUGAUGAGAUUGCCACAAAUACAGGACCUAGGAAUGUGACAGUGCUAGAUGCUUCUGUGAAGCAUGCGCAAGAGAAACAAGUUUCGACAAGCAUGACUGAUCAGAAGGUGCAACCUAGUGUCAGUGCUGAAGCGCAAGAAAAUGUCAGUGCGAGGAGCUUGCAGGAGUGUGACAAAAACCGAAAGGAGGAUGAGUUGAAGAUCCGAAGUGAAGCUCCAAAUUUAGCCUGCGAAAUCAAGUUAUCAUCACCAGAUGCCGCUGUUCGUAUUCAGUCUGCAUACAGAGGGUACCAUGUACGAAGAUGGCAACCUUUGGAGAAACUACGGAAGAUCAAGAAUGUACAUAAACAGAUGCAAGAUGUGGAGAAGCAGCUGCAGGCCCUCGAAGCUUCUUCAAAGCAGCCGACGGAGAAAGAGCACAUCGCUAUUAAUGAGACCAUCAUGAAUUUGCUUCUGAACCUUGACACCAUUCAGAACUUGCAUCCAGUUGUGAGGGAGGCUAGGAAGUCUGUUGCUCGACAGCUAGUUUGUUUGCAGGAGAAGCUUGACUCUUUGUGCAAGAAACUGCCUGCUGAACCAAAUCACCCUAAGAGUGAGGAAGCAAGUCUCACAGGAGUGGAUGGGGAACAAUUGCCUUCCUCAGUUAACUCCAACGAGUCUAUGCACGAUGAACUUUCAUCGGAAGUUGCCUUGAAGUUGAGCCAAGAUGGAGAUUCUACUGAACAGAAACAUCAGACGGAGGAACCAAGUACUGCAAAAGAAGAAGUGCAAGAUGAAGAGAAAGCUGCAGCAGCUGGUGAAUGUCAAGGAGUACCACCGACGGAUGUCAUGCCUGAUGCAGCUUCAUCAGGACUUAUCACUGAGAAGAAGCACCAAAUUGAAGAGCCAGGCAUUUUGAGGGAAGAAUGUGCUGAAGAAUGUUCAUGUCAGCAGCAGAAAGAUGGAGAGAAGGGUGAAGAAUCAUCAACGCACCACAUCGAGCCAUUGCAUUAUACACCUGCUAGGCAAAACUGCCACACUGAAGAAUCAGAUCAAAGGGUUUCUCGUACUACAACUGAGGAUGGCAAAACUUCAAUGACUACAGCAUGUAUGGACAGUGAAUUGGCUGCUGAUAAUCAGGACGGUUCGGCAGAAGGGGGUCAGGUGCAGGAAUCUGCUCCCGUUGGUAUCUCGUGGCUGAAACAUGAUGCUGCCCCUGCUGAAGACCAGUUCAAAGAACCAGGUGCUCCAUCCCUUCAUCUGGAGGAUGAGGAUUCUUCUGUGCCUUCAAAAGCUGCAGAUCCACAUGAAAAUGAUCCAGCCAUUGCAGAUGACUCCAUAGCAAUCAUGACUCCAGCAGAUCAACAAGAAGAGUCCGUCGAUGCCGACAUGCAGAAAGAAGUUGCAGAGACCAUGGUUGAUUCAGACAAAGAACCAAAUGGAAUGGGCGAUGCCGGUAACAUGGACUACGUUACCGGUGCAAAUGCAGAGACCACAAAGCAAGAAAAAAUUGGUUUGGUAGGACCAGAAGCGACAAGGCAAUGUGAUGUUUCUCAUAUGGGCGAUUCAGCCCUUGUGGAGCAGCAAAAUGAAGGUGGCUCUGCCAUGGAAAAUACUGUGAAUGAUGUCAUUGGAGUGGAGCCUGAAGCCAUUGCAUUGGAAAGCAGAGUCGCUGCCAUUGUAGAGGAGACUGAAGCUGUACCAUUGGAAAUCGAUGGCAAGACCACCGAAAAUACUCUGGAUGAUGCCGCACCAUUGGAGAACAGAGACAAAAUCAUGGAAAAUACUAUGAAUGUUGCAAUUGGAGAGGACCCUGAAGCUGCUGUACCACUGGAAGUCGAAGGCAAGACCAUUGAAAAUACUCUGAAUGAUGCAGUUGGAGAGGAGCCUGAAGCCGUACCACUGGAAAGCAGAGUCAAGACCAUGGAAAAUACACUGAACGACGCAGGAUGUCCGAGUAAAACGAGUGCUGAACCUGCCCUGCCUGAAAGUAGAGGCGACGGAGCACCAUGUGAACACGGCGGUGCAACGGUUUACGCCAAUCCUAACUCCAAGGUGCCUUCGGAGAGCCAUGGUGGCGAGCAGAAGGAGCAGGAUGAUGAUGGAGGUAAAGUAGAUGUUUCUGAAUCUCUAGCAUGUGCAGUAGGAGCAAAUUCUGCUGUACCUGCACAAGAAGCAGGCGAGCCGGAAGAAGGUGCUGCUGAAGGAGCAUUUCCAGAGGAAGAAGAAGCAGCGGCUACGGCCCCUGCGACUCGCGAUGAUGGCCUGAAGAGCAGCUACGACGGCAACAACACAGGAGUGAGCGACGAGAACCAGAAGCUCAAGGAGAUGCUGCAGAAGGUGCUCGCGUCCGGGAACGACCAGAUGGGGGUCAUCGCGGAGCUGAGCGACAAGGUGAAGUCGCUGGAGAGGAAGCUCGCGGCGCACAAGAGGAGGAGGCCCAAGGUGAGGGUGCAGCACCGGCCGGCCAGGGACGCAACGGCCAACGACGUGCACUGAAGAACGGCCAUGAUUGAUCUCUGAAGCUUCAGGCUAUGAAGCCUCCACCAACACUGUCUGUACUUCGUAUGUACUCUCUCUCUAGUUACAAAAUCUCUUAUACGUAUUCUGGUACAGAGGUACUGCUGUGCCAUGCUGCAGUGUACUGUUAGCGGUUCACAUGUACAGUUUAAGAGGGUGCUUGAUAUAUGUGUACCACCCGUGUCUUAUCCUUUCAA
Triticum aestivum (bread wheat) is the source of this 4469-nucleotide messenger RNA. Its product is annotated as BAG family molecular chaperone regulator 6. Gene Ontology annotation, biological process: protein folding. The transcript is spliced from 6 exons. Gene Ontology annotation, cellular component: plasmodesma. Gene Ontology annotation, molecular function: protein-folding chaperone binding. Lineage: Eukaryota; Viridiplantae; Streptophyta; Magnoliopsida; Poales; Poaceae. Bases 289 to 4251 code for a protein of 1320 amino acids. The record is from RefSeq and is a predicted model, not a curated record.